AUUAAAAAUAACCUAAACCAUGCUUUUUCCAGAACUUUAAUCAUUAGAUGACUUCGAAUAUAUUAAAAAUCUUGGAUCAGGAUAUUCUUCAACAGUUGAUCUAUAUAAACACAUUUAAACCAAUAGAAUAGUAGCCGUGAAGAAGUUAUCAAUUAAGAAUUUAUCUUAAUCCGAAUGCAGAAAGACAUAUGAUACCGAAAUUACUAUCCUGACCAAAUUAAAAGGUUGCUCAAAUGUAGUUUAAUUAAUCGGGUUCGGAUUCUACACAACCAUUGAUAAUAGUACUAGAAGGACGAAAACUCUAAACAACUAUUUCCUUAUCUUAGACUACAUUGAUGCAUAACCCUUGGAUAAAAAUAGUGAAAGAAUUAUUAAAUAAUUCUACUACAAACUUUUAUAAACUGUGUAAAAGAUCCACGAAUUAGAAGUAGUUCAUAGAGAUUUAAACCUAAACAAUGUGCUGAUCUAGAAUAAUGAGCCUAUACUCAUUGAUUUUGCCUUUGGUGCAGUCACAAAUGGCAAGUAGAAAUUUGCUGAAUUCUUUGGAACUAAACCUUAUGUUGCUCCAGAAAUUGUUGACGGAUAAUCCUACCUCCCCUACCCUUCUGAAGUUUACAGUUUAGGAGUAAUUUUAUUGGAAUUGAUAAAUAACAACGAAACCUAGGAAAUAGCAGCUUAAAUGAUGCAAUAAAAUCCAUAUAAAAGACCUAACCUGGAAGAUGUGAUUGCUCAUCCUUGGUUUUAAUUUUGAUUGUAGUUAUUUGUAUUUCUCUAAUAUCAACUAUCACCUUAUCUAAUA
This is a messenger RNA of Paramecium tetraurelia, 799 nucleotides long. RefSeq lists its product as uncharacterized. Gene Ontology annotation, molecular function: protein serine/threonine kinase activity; ATP binding. The record is from RefSeq and is a predicted model, not a curated record. The transcript is spliced from 3 exons. NCBI's taxonomy places the organism in Eukaryota, Ciliophora, Oligohymenophorea, Peniculida, Parameciidae. Gene Ontology annotation, cellular component: cytoplasm; nucleus. Gene Ontology annotation, biological process: mitotic DNA damage checkpoint signaling; protein phosphorylation.